AUGUCCUCCAACCAAUCCCAAGACCAAGGCGCUCAAUACACCUACGUUCCGCGUCAACACCAGGGCCAAGCGCCGACACAAUUUACAUACCAACAAGCCGGAGGCUCCGCCAUGCUUAACUACUGGUUCUCCGAGUCGGAAGCAUCGGCGCCGUACCACAACAUCGCCGCUUACCGGCCGUCCCCAACUUCCGGUAGUGGGGCGGACGCACGGGGCACGGCCCCAAGCAGCACCGGCGCGACAAGGGGCAGCGGACAGGGCCGGAGGAAGUAA
Messenger RNA from Colletotrichum truncatum, 273 nucleotides. RefSeq lists its product as uncharacterized. The record is from RefSeq and is a predicted model, not a curated record. Lineage: Eukaryota; Fungi; Ascomycota; Sordariomycetes; Glomerellales; Glomerellaceae.